Messenger RNA from Aspergillus tanneri, 3936 nucleotides. RefSeq lists its product as uncharacterized. The record is from RefSeq and is a predicted model, not a curated record. Lineage: Eukaryota; Fungi; Ascomycota; Eurotiomycetes; Eurotiales; Aspergillaceae. The coding region runs from base 1 to 3936 and encodes 1311 amino acids. The transcript has 10 exons. Gene Ontology annotation, molecular function: NADPH-hemoprotein reductase activity; monooxygenase activity; oxidoreductase activity, acting on paired donors, with incorporation or reduction of molecular oxygen. Gene Ontology annotation, cellular component: cytosol.
AUGACAGAUAAUAUUCCUGGGCCAGGGGCCUAUCCGAUUGUCGGCAAUGUCUUCGACAUCGACAGUGAACAUCCAAACGAGAGCCUUGCCCGUAUUACAGGAGUUUAUGGACCAAUUUUUAGGCUGCGCCUCCCUAGAGAGAGCAUCUUCGUAGGGAACUACGCACUGUCACGGGACCUUUACGAUGAGACCAAGUUCCAAAAAGCCAUCACAGGUCCUAUGGAGGAGGUGCGAAAUUCCACCAAGGACGGCCUCUUCUCAGCGUACCCAGGCGAGCACAACUGGGAGAUUGCGCAUCGAACGUUGAUGCCUGCUUUCGAGCCCCUGUCGAUCCGGGCAAUGUUCCCAGAGAUGCAAGAUAUUGUUUCCCAGAUGGUGUCUAAAUGGGCGCGCUUCGGAUUUAAUAGCCCAAUAGAUGUCUCAGACGACUUCACGAGGCUGACGGUGGACUCAAUUGCUCUCUGUGCCAUGGGUGAUCGAUUUAACUCGUUCUAUCUUGAAAAGCAACAUCCUUUCGUUGACGCCAUGGCUGGGAUGCUAGGAGAAUCGUGGCAUCGAUCCCUGCGGCCUGCCUUUUCACGUUUUUUGUUCGUAGAACAAGACAUUCAGUACCGUGCUGACAUCAGUAAACUGGAAUAUGUCGCCAGAGACCUGUUGGAGACCCGUAAAAGGAACCCAACAAAGAAAAAGGAUCUACUCAAUGCUAUGAUUUUUAAUCGGGAUCCUAAAACUGGAGAGCAAUUGGAGGAUGAUGCAAUAAUUCGGAAUAUGAUCACAUUCCUGAUUGCUGGCCAUGAGACCACAUCAGGGUUGCUCUCCUUCUUGUUUUAUGAGCUCCUUGAAAAUCCUGAAGCAUACCGACAGGCUCAGGAAGAGGUUGAUGAAGUAAUUGGAAGCCAACCGAUUACUGUCGAUCAUAUGUCAAAGCUUCCAUACCUGGACGCAUGUCUGCGGGAGACUCUUCGUCUUCACCCCACGGCACCCUCACUCACUGUGCAGGCAAAAGGCGAUCAUGUUCUUGAUGGAAAGUAUCUUGUUAAAGAUCAAGAAACUGUGGAUAUUCUUCUUACACUAAUCCAUCGGGACCCUGAAGUGUAUGGGCCAGAUGCAGAUGAGUUUAAACCGAGCCGGAUGAUGGAUGAGGCAUUUGGAAAACUUCCCCCACAUUGCUGGAAGCCGUUUGGGAACGGCGUGCGUCGCUGCAUUGGUCGCCCUUUCGCGUGGCAGGAAGCUUUACUUGCCGUUGCCACCCUUCUUCAGACAUUUUACUUUUCAAAAGAUAAACCAUCAUACAAACUUCAGAUUCAAACAGCUCUUACAAUCAAACCGAAAGAUUUCUACAUGAGGGCACAACUCAGAGAUCCUGGCUUUGUAGACAAUAUCAAAGUGGGCAUCUCAGAUCCAUCUUCAAAAUCAACGCAAAAGACACCAAAGCCCCGAGCUGCUGUGCCAGACAAUGCCACGCCACUUCAUAUUCACUACGGAUCAAAUACUGGCACUUGCGAAGCACUUGCACAGGAACUGUCCUCUUCUGCUCCAGAAUAUGGGUUCUCUCCCCAGGUUAAAACUCUGGAUGGCGUGACAUCUGCACUCCCGAAAAAUGAACCGGUUGUUAUAAUCACAGCCACCUAUGAAGGCCAAGCCCCGGAUAAUGCUGUACAUUUUGUGGAGUGGCUCAAGUCCGCGGAUCAGUCGGAACUAAAGGAUGUCAAAUAUUGUGUGUUUGGUGUUGGAAAUAAGGAAUGGCAUACGACGUACCAAAAGAUUUCCACAUUUAUUGAUGAUGUGCUGUCAAAAGCUGGAGCGGAACAGAUUACUGAACGAGUAGCCUCUGAUAUUGGAUGUGGCAAUAUUUUUGAUGCCUUUGAUAGAUGGCAGGAAAAAAGAUUCUGGCCGGCAGUGCAAAAGCUCACUGGUCAGGAUGGUGGCAGCGAGCAAGCUGCCCCGAGAGGGAUGAAAAUCCAAGUUGAUACUCAAACUCGCUCAUCACUGCUCCGGCAAGAUGUCCAGGAUUGUGAAGUCAGUCAAGUCCGUCUCUUAACAAAACCAGGGGCACCCAGAAAACGACAUAUUGGUAUCAAUCUGCCAACUGGGAUGACAUACCGUGCUGGUGACUACCUGGCGGUAUUGCCACUUAACCCUCCGGAGACAGUACGUCGUGUUAUGAGACGUUUUCGGUUACCAUGGGAUGCCACCAUUACCAUUGAUCCUUCUACAUCAACAAGUCUCCCCAAGGGGGUGACUCUGAGCGUGAACGAUGUACUGUCUGGAAUGCUAGAACUCGGUCAACCUGCCACUGGCCGUGCAAGCGCUGCUCUUGCCAAGUCGAUUCCCGAGAAAAAGCCACAAGAGGAAUUGGAGAAACGGAUGAGGGAAGAAGACUUCCAGGCCUCCAAUGUUACACUUCUUGAUCUUCUCGAGGACUACCCAAGCGCAGUGUUUCCUCUUGGACAAUAUCUUGCUUCCGUGCCGCCCAUGCGAAUACGGCAAUACAGCAUCUCCUCCUCCCCGUUAGAGCGCGAGUAUGAAUGCACUCUCACCUACAGUGUAAUCGACGCACCAUCAAAGGGCAGUCAGAAAGGCCAUCGGCUCCUUGGCGUUGCCAGUAACUAUAUGGAAAGCCUCGAUGUCGGGGAUCAUCUCCACGCUAGUUUGCGUCCCAGCCGCGCUGGAUUCCACCUCCCAGCUGAUCUCAAGACACCUAUUAUUAUGGCAUGCUCAGGGACCGGUCUGGCCCCUUUCCGCGCCUUCGUUGCAGAACGGGCCUUCAAGAAAACCGGCAGCAUCCAAGUCGGUCCUUCUUUACUCUUUUAUGGUUGUAAGCGGCCAGAUGAGGAUGACCUGUACCGGGAUGAAUUCGAUCGGUGGCAAGCGCAGGGCGUGGUUGAUGUGCGUCGUGCGUACGCGCAGCAGCCGGAGAUGUCCAAUAAUUGCAAAUAUGUCCAGGAUAGAAUCUGGCUGGAUCGGAAUGAAGCUGCCCAACUUUUUGACCAGGGUGCACAGAUUUAUAUUUGUGGUCCUGGUACUGUGGGAGCGAGUAUUGAGAAGAUCUUGGCACAGAUCCGUGCCGACGCUCUGGGAGAGGAUACGGAAACUUCCUUGAAAUGGAUUCAACUGGAGGAGGGCACGGCACGGGUGGCCGCGCUGAUGUAUGCUCUCGCGCGUGAGCCACUAAGCGCUCUUCCGGAGAAAAGGAAAGACGACGUUACUCAUUUCACUAAAGCUCAAUGUCGUGACCCCGGUGGUGGCUCUGAUGUGCGACUGUUUAUCAAGCUAGGCAAAGCGCUACAGGCUCAUGGCUAUCGUGUGAGGUUGGCGACACAUCUCAUGUCCCGUGACUUUGUCAAGGAAAAUAAUUUGGGGUUCUUUGAUAUGGGAGGCGAUCCCAGCGAGCUUUUGUCGUUUGCAGCCUCUUUGACGAAGACUAUUACAGGAAGUCGUGAGAAAUUCCGAGCAAUUAUUGGGGGAUGCCGGCGCUCGUGCAUCGAGGCAGGAGAGGGCAUCGUUGUCACGGAGAUGCUCAUCUGGCAAGGAUUAGGUGAUUCGAUCAAUGACUUCCGUCGCUUUGAGCUGCGCUUGGAUCAACUAGAUGAAGUCAAUGAACCGACAUUGAUCUACCGGCUUCAAAUUUCUUUCAUAUAUCUAUGGUAUUUUGUAUCUUUUGCAAAUACAUAUGCCAAUAACCUAAUGCUGGGAAUAAGGUCUCCCUCGUUACUUCGCAAGCCCGUUGACUGGCAGCAGCAUAUCGAAGUCACUGGCUUCAACUUCCGCUCUGAACAUGGCAACUAUACGCCUCCACAGGAUCUCGUUGAUUUCUCGACGCAGGUGAUCCGCCGAUCUACAUUAGAUUCGGCUGGGGAAGUCUCGGAGGAGAAGCAGAUCAAUCAGCCCAAUGUAUACUUUCUCGGAAACGUGCCUCACCAUUUGGCUAUUUAA